Messenger RNA from Linum tenue, 1953 nucleotides. Lineage: Eukaryota; Viridiplantae; Streptophyta; Magnoliopsida; Malpighiales; Linaceae. The record is from the annotation of a GenBank genome assembly.
GAUCAGCUUUCCACCAAAAAGACGAGAGACAGCCUACUCGGGCCCACGCAGUCGGGCGUCACGGUUUUACCCGACCCGAGAAAACUUUCAGUGGUCGGGAGAGAUUACUCUCAGUUCUUCUCGUUCUUCUUUCACUCGGUUUGCUCUGUGGUUACUUUCCGACGUUCUGUCUCGAACUUUCGAUCCUUGCCCGUGUCUCUCGCCGUCUCCGAUCAAAUCACUCACUCACUUACUCGCGCAAUCGAGGAAGUUAACUCUCCGGCGAGAAUCAUUUUUGCCGCCUUCUCUUUCCCGCCCUUCUGCUUCCAUGUGCGCCAUUCGUUCAACCUUCUUUGACUCCUGCUUUCCAUUUCGGGUUUGGAGCUCCAUUCGCUGUUCGCUAUGUUUUGUUUGUAAGUUUUUGAAGUUAGUAUAGUGCAAUCAUUUGCAGCUGAAGCAAAGAUUCGAAGAUGUUGUGGGUGGACAAGUACAGACCCAAAACCCUAGAGCAAGUGAUCGUUCAUGAAGACAUCGCCCAAAACCUCAAGAAACUUGUUGCCGAGCAGGAUUGCCCUCAUCUACUCUUCUAUGGCCCGUCUGGUUCUGGGAAGAAAACUCUGAUCAUGGGUUUGCUCCGUCAAAUAUACGGCCCCGGCGUUGAAAAGGUGAAGGUGGAGAAUAGGACUUGGAAAGUUGAUGCUGGCAAUAGAACAAUUGAUCUCGAGUUGACUACAUUAUCAACUGCAAACCAUGUGGAAUUAAGUCCCAGUGAUGCGGGAUUCCAGGAUAGAUAUGUUGUGCAGGAUGUUAUCAAAGAGAUGGCUAGGAAUAGGCCAAUUGACUCAAAAGGAAAGAAAACAUACAAAGUGGUUGUGCUUAAUGAGGUUGACAAGCUUUCCAGAGAGGCCCAACAUUCUCUACGAAGAACUAUGGAGAAAUAUAGCACUUCCUGCCGGCUAAUUCUCUGUUGUAACAGUUCUUCGAAGGUUACUGAGGCUAUUCGGUCCCGUUGUCUGAAUGUUCGAAUAAAUGCUCCUGCACAGGAACAGAUAGUUAGGGUUCUGGACUUCAUCGGGAAGAAAGAAGGGCUGGAAAUUCCACCUGGAUUUACUGCUCGUAUUGCUGAAAAAUCAAAUAGAAGUUUAAGGAGAGCCAUACUCUCAUUUGAGACUUGUCGGGUUCAACAGUACCCUUUCAAAAAUAAUCAAGAAAUCUCUUCAUUGGAGUGGGAAGAUUAUGUUUCCACCAUAUCUUCUGACAUAAUGAAGGAGCAGAGUCCUAAAAGAUUGUUCGAGGUUCGAGGAAAGUUGUAUGAACUACUUGUCAACUGUAUUCCUCCUGAGAUUUUGUUGAAGAGACUUCUCUUUGAGUUACUGAAGAAACUGGAUGAUGAUUUGAAGCAUGACGUCUGUCACUGGGCUGCAUAUUAUGAACAUAGAAUGCGAUUGGGGCAGAAAGCCAUAUUUCAUCUCGAAGCAUUUGUGGCAAAGUUUAUGAGCAUAUACAAGUCUUUCCUGGUGUCGACUUUGAUGAUGUGAAGUUGUGCAGAUCUAUCAACUUCGGGCGUAGAAAGAUUCCUUUGAGAGCUAUUAGGAUUUUGCAUAUGUUGUAAUUCUCACAUCCUCUCCUCACUCUUGGUGCUUUACUGCUUUCUAUGUUGUAAUCCUCACCUCGCCCUUGUGCAUGUCCUUCCUGCCAAGUGAGCUUUGCAACUUUCUGCAAGGGUGCUCCUCUGUAGGGUAAGUUCACACUCUGAGUUUUGAUUAAAACAAAAGCUAAACUGCGUAGCAUACUACCAUUCUCAUGCAUGGCUGUAGAGAGAGGUGAAGCAAUGGUUCUGUUAAUUUGUACAUGGGCAGUUGAUGUCGAUCCAGAUAAAAAAUAAAGGAGAUAGAAGAUCAAAAUCAUCUGCUAACCAUAUGAUAUGAACAGAAAAUGGUGAAAAAUACCUGGAUGAAAGCUGCAUGCUUGGAU